AUGAAAAAAUUUCUGAUCUGUUCAGCAGGGACCAACGACGAACCAGAGGGUCCUCCCAUGGUGCCUUUGGCUAGCGCUCGGGCCACCGAUACGGUUUUCCGAAAGCCGCUGCCCUUGGGUAAAAAAGCGACAAAGCGACGACAGCAGGAGAGGCCUAAGAGCGCAAGAUCUUUCUCGUCCGUUAAGAGCUUCCGGCUUACGCCAUUCGCCAAGAACUACGAUGAAAAUCGUGAAAAGGAGGAAAUCGCUGCUGAAAUUUUGGACUCGCUGCUCUCAUUCAUCCCAGAAGAAUUGCCGCCAGUCACUCGACCAUGGUCAGCAUCUACGGUCCGCACUGUUGUCAGUGAGAUGACGAUUCCAUCGCCAGUCGAGACUCCUCGGGAAAAUUCGGAGCCAAAGUCAAUCUGGCAAAAGAUCGCCGCCUGGCCAGUAUUGGGACUUAGAAAAGUGUCGCCCUCCGUCUGGGGCGAAGUGAGCCCACGAGACAACCUUCGAAUCUCCCCCUCUUCAGUCGGAUCUACUGAGCUCUAG
Oikopleura dioica is the source of this 531-nucleotide messenger RNA. The record is from the annotation of a GenBank genome assembly. NCBI's taxonomy places the organism in Eukaryota, Metazoa, Chordata, Appendicularia, Copelata, Oikopleuridae.